Molecule: messenger RNA, 1535 nt
Organism: Neofelis nebulosa (Clouded leopard)
Lineage: Eukaryota; Metazoa; Chordata; Mammalia; Carnivora; Felidae
Gene: PPM1N
Product: protein phosphatase, Mg2+/Mn2+ dependent 1N (putative)
Exons: 5
Coding region: 37-1308 (423 amino acids)
Biological process (GO): protein dephosphorylation
Molecular function (GO): manganese ion binding; magnesium ion binding; protein serine/threonine phosphatase activity
Source: RefSeq, a predicted model, not a curated record
UGCAGGGUGGAGGCUUCCUGAUCCCAGGGCUGAAGGAUGGCGGCCUUUGCCCGCCUGCUGGAAUGUCUCCUUUGGUCAGCUCGCAAAGAACAGGAGGCAGAAGAGGAGGAGGAGGAGGGACGGAGGACUCACGACCGGCCUCGGUCGCUCCUGGACGCACCGCGAUGCUUCCAGCGGCCACACGGGGGUGCGGCCGCGUCUUGGGGACUGCGCUUUGGGGCGAGCGCUGUGCAGGGCUGGCGCGCGCACAUGGAGGACGCGCAUUGCGCUUGGCUCGCUCUGCCCGGGCUACCCCCAGGCUGGGCUUUCUUCGCGGUCCUCGAUGGCCACGGCGGGGCGCGAGCCGCCCUCUUCGGCGCGCGCCACCUGCCUGGCCACGUGUUUGAGGCGCUGGGCACCGCGCCCGACGAGCCCGAGGGAGUGCGCGGGGCGCUGCGUCGAGCCUUCCUGAACGCAGACGCACGCCUGCGUGCGCUCUGGCCUCGUGGCGAGCCGGGGGGCUCCACCGCCGUGGCGUUGCUCGUCUCCCCGCGUUUUCUGUACCUGGCGCACUGUGGUGACUCCCGAGCGAUGCUGAGUCGCGCCGGCGCUGUGGCCUUCAGCACCGAGGACCAUCGGCCUCUCCGGCCUCGGGAACGCGAGCGCAUCCACAACGCGGGAGGCACCAUCCGCCGCCGGCGCCUCGAAGGCUCUCUGGCGGUAUCCCGGGCCCUGGGCGAUUUUGCUUACAAAGAGGCUCCGGGAAGGCCCCCUGAGCUGCAGCUCGUUUCCGCGGAGCCUGAGGUGACCGCCCUGGCUCGCCAGGCUGAGGACGAGUUCAUGCUAUUGGCCUCUGACGGUGUGUGGGACGCGAUGUCUGGCGCUGCCCUGGCGAGACUGGUGGCAUCGCGCCUCUGCCUGGGCCUGGCCCCGGAACUUCUCUGCGCGCAGCUAUUGGACACGUGUCUCUGCAAGGGCAGCUUGGACAACAUGACCUGCGUCCUGGUCUGCUUCCCCGGGGCCCCCAGGCCUUGUGAGGAGGCAAUCAGGAAGGAGCUAGCGCUGGACGCAGCCCUGGGCCGCAGGGUCUCUGAGCUGUAUUCCUCUGCUCAGGAGCCCCCCAGCCUGAACACGGUUUUCAGGACUCUGGCCUCAGAGGACAUCCCAGAUUUACCUCCUGGGGGAGGGCUCUACUGCAAGGUCGCUGUCAUUGCUGAAGCUUAUUCUCGGCUCUGCCAGGCCUCAGGAGGGCGCUGGCAGAAGGGCCCAAAUGGGGCCAGAAAACCCACUGGCACCCAUUCAAACUCUUCCUUGGACUUGGAGGCCUGACAGCUGUUGCCCUCUGGGGACCCUCUGCCACUUGGGGCCUCAAGGUCACUAAGGAAGAAAACUCCCCUUCCCCAGCUACACAGAUCGGCGGAAGGAAGACAAACCGAUGGAGGAACCCCAGAAUGUUUAUUUCCCCUUCUCCUACUUCCCUCUCGCAGAAAGUCUCAUGAGAGGGGAAAUUCCACUCACCAUCUGAAAACAAAAAACAAAAAUCAAACCACCCCAAA